Messenger RNA from Ipomoea nil (Japanese morning glory), 752 nucleotides. RefSeq names its product SURP and G-patch domain-containing protein 1-like protein. The transcript is spliced from 4 exons. Gene Ontology annotation, molecular function: nucleic acid binding. NCBI's taxonomy places the organism in Eukaryota, Viridiplantae, Streptophyta, Magnoliopsida, Solanales, Convolvulaceae. The record is from RefSeq and is a predicted model, not a curated record. Bases 137 to 580 code for a protein of 147 amino acids.
GGUGAUUGAUUCAAUCAAUCUGUCUCAAAUUCAAAUACUGAUCUGGUUUCGCUGGUAUCAUUCCUGAAAUUGAGAGGAAAGCGAAGGGUUUUGCCUCUAGUAAACAUUGAUUAAGAGCUCAACUGAUUUGGCGGCUAUGGGUUCGGACGGCUAUGAGGGCGCCGCCGCUCCGACUACGGGUUUGGGCGCCGGAGCUAUGGAUGAUCAUUAUAGCCGUAGUAGUUCAAACAUGGGCGCAUCAAACACAAUUCCUAUCAAUUCCUCUAAUAUUGGCUUUCAGUUGCUAAAGAAGCAUGGUUGGAAAGAAGGAACUGGACUCGGUAUUGCCGAACAGGGCAGGUUGGAGCCUGUAGAAGGAUGUGUAAAGAGGAAUAAGCGGGGCUUGGGAGCAGAUAAAGGAAAGAAGGCAAGUGAGCAUACAAAGAGUGAAAAAGCUGGGAAGGAAGUUAAAUUGCCGGUGAAAAAGAAAACGAAAGCUCUUACUAAAAAGAUGAAGAAAAUACUGGAGUUUGAGAAGCAGUUGCAAGAGAAGGAACUAGUGAUGGAAUUCUACAGGGAAUUUUGGCCAGAUAAUGUUUGAUUCAUAUAUUUCAUCAGCAAUUAUUUUCCGUUGCCUUUUGGGUGCAAGGCCACUGGUAGUUUAUUGCUUCAGAUAUGUACAUACUGUUUAGGGCAUUAAGGUGCAGUUUAUCCCUUCACUAUUACAUUUACUUUUAUAAGUAUGAUAUGUUUCAUCAGCAUUAGGCAAGAGA